GUGGACAACAAGUUUUUGGCGCCAUGCUGGAGCCCGGAGUCAUAAAGAAAUUAGAUGAGGUGGUUGUCAAUCGCAUAGCCGCUGGCGAAAUAAUUCAACGUCCAGCCAAUGCUCUCAAGGAACUGCUGGAGAACAGUCUGGAUGCCAAGUCCAGCCAUAUACAGGUAAACAUCAAAUCUGGAGGUCUUAAGCUGCUGCAAAUUCAGGACAAUGGCACCGGCAUACGCAAGGAGGAUCUGUCCAUUGUCUGCGAGCGCUUCACAACCUCCAAGCUGAGUAAAUUUGAGGAUCUGACAGAGAUCGCCACCUUUGGAUUUCGUGGCGAAGCAUUGGCUAGCAUCAGUCAUGUGGCCCACCUGACCAUACAAACCAAGACGGCCAGCGAACGUUGUGGCUACAAGGCCAACUAUUCGGAUGGAAAACUGGUGGGUGCACCCAAGCCAUGUGCCGGCAAUCAGGGCACCAUCAUUACCAUUGAGGAUCUGUUCUACUCUAUGCCUCAGCGGCGACAGGCACUCAAGUCCCCGGCGGAAGAGUUUCAAAAGAUCUCCGAUGUGGUCUCCAAGUACGCUGUGCAUAAUCCCCACGUGGGUUUCGUUCUACGCAAACAAGGCGAACAGUCGGCACUGAAGACACAGGCAUGUAGUACGCGGGCGGAGAAUAUACGGGCCAUUUAUGGUGCUGCCAUUGCCAAGGAGCUGAUGGAGUUCCGUUAUAAGGAUGACAUGUUCAAGUUCGAUCUAGAGUGCCAACUUACCCAAGUGAACUAUGCGGCUAAGAAGUCAACGCUGCUGCUGUUCAUCAAUCACAGAUUAGUCGAGUCGCCAGCACUUAAGACCGCCGUGGAUGCCGUUUAUUCCACGUACUUGCCCCGUGGUCAACAUCCCUUUGUCUACAUGAGUCUGAUGAUGCCACCGCAGAAUCUGGACGUCAAUGUGCAUCCCACAAAGCACGAGGUGCACUUCCUCUAUCAGGACGAGAUCGUGGAUCGCAUCAAGCAACAGGUGGAGGCUCAGUUGCUGGGCAGCAAUGCCACCAGAAGCUUCUAUAAGCAGCUCAAACUUCCAGGCACUUCGGAGCUGGAAGACACCCAAAUUCAGGAUAAAACCCAACGCAUCUACGAGAAGGAAAUGGUUCGUACGGAUUCCACUGAGCAGAAACUGGACAAGUUUUUCAAGCCGUUGGAAAAGAGUGAUUCUGGGCUGUCCAGCAGUUCCAGCAAUGAAACGCCUACAGGUUCGCAGGAGGAGAGUUUCCGGGUAAUAGCGGCCCGCAAAUCGAAAGAGGUGCGUCUUACCAGUGUCCUGGAAAUGCAGCAGAGCAUCGAGAGAAAGUGCCACAUCCAGUUGCGAGGCAUCCUCAAGCAGCUGGUCUAUGUGGGCUGUGUGGAUGAACGACAUGCGCUCUUCCAGCACGAGACGCGUCUCUACAUGUGCAACACCUUCGCCCUUAGCGAGGAAUUGUUUUAUCAGCGAUUGGUCUACGAGUUCCAAAAUUGUACCGAGAUCAGCGUGGUGCCGCCACUGCCACUGCAGCAGCUGCUGCUCAUUGCUCUGGAGAGCAAGACAGCCGGCUGGGAGCCGGAGGAUGGUGACAAAUCGGAGCUAGCCGCAAAUGCGGUGUCCAUUCUCCAGCAAAAGGCGCCCAUUAUGCGAGAGUACUUCGCUCUGCGCAUCUCGGAGGAGGGAUGCUUGGAAUCAUUGCCAGCACUGCUGCCACAACAUGUGCCCAGCCGUGCCCAGUUACCCAUUUAUCUGCUGCGUCUGGCUACCGAGGUGGAGUGGGAGCAGGAGGCGGAGUGCUUUCAGAGUUUCUGCCGUGAAACUGCGCGUUAUUAUGCCCAGCUCGACUGGCAGGAUGAUGGUGAUAUGCGCAGCCAGCAUUGGCACAUGGAACACGUAUUAUUUCCAGGCUUUAAGAAGUACCUCCUGCCGCCGGCAAGACUCAAGCAGCAGCUCUAUGAGCUGACCAAUUUACCCACCUUGUACAAGGUCUUUGAACGUUGUUAGCCAACAAUAAGCGUAAAAAUUUGAUUUUUUUUAAUUAACUGUCGAACUGGAGUUUUUAAAAAUUAUAACAAAACAUGCCUGCGUAGCCCACUGUAAGCUUUUAGAAAUUUAAGCAAUCAUGCUAGCAAAACCAAAAGCUUUCUCAGCCAUAAGUUAAGCCUAAAUGUUUGCAUGAAAAAUUAAAUAAAGUUAAUUUUUUUUUGUUUUA
This is a messenger RNA of Drosophila innubila, 2217 nucleotides long. It is a transcript of the gene Mlh1, whose product is annotated as DNA mismatch repair protein Mlh1. Gene Ontology annotation, molecular function: ATP-dependent DNA damage sensor activity; ATP binding; ATP hydrolysis activity. The transcript is spliced from 2 exons. The coding region runs from base 24 to 2009 and encodes 661 amino acids. The record is from RefSeq and is a predicted model, not a curated record. Gene Ontology annotation, cellular component: MutLalpha complex. Gene Ontology annotation, biological process: mismatch repair. Lineage: Eukaryota; Metazoa; Arthropoda; Insecta; Diptera; Drosophilidae.